CUCACUGAUCCGUUCCGUUUCAUCCUUUACACUAGCGGAUAGAUAAAGAGGAGAGAUCAAGAGAAAGUGGAAUACCAGGCUGACGCGGGGCUGGGGCUGGGGGAUUGCGAGAGAGAGAAAUGCUGCCUUCGGAAGAAGCCUCCAAAAUUUACCAUGACAACUACAUGCGAAACUCCAGCGCCAUCGGUCUCCUAUGGGCCAUAUUCACCGUUUGCCUGUCUAUUAUCAACGUAGUAGUCUUCAUCGAGCCUUACUGGAUUGGCGACAGCAUCAGUACUCCCCAUGCCGGCCACUUCGGCUUGUUCAAUUACUGCGUGGGAAACGGGGACUCCAACCCGGAGCUCUUGUGCCAGGGCAGCUUCUCCGACUUCGGCUCAAUCCCGUCUGGAGCCUUCAAGGCAGCCUCCUUCUUCGUGUUGAUGGCCAUGGUGCUCAUCGUCAGCUGCAUCGGCUGCUUUGCACUCUUCUUCUUCUGCAACACCGCCACGGUCUACAAGACGUGCGCGUGGAUGCAGCUGCUAUGCGCUGUGUGUCUCAUGCUUGGCUGUAUAAUCUUCCCGAAUGGUUGGGACACUGAGGUGAUUCGGGACAUGUGUGGCGAGGACACAGGAAGGUACACAUUGGGCAACUGUUCAGUUCGCUGGGCCUACAUCCUAGCUAUCAUUGGCAUCCUUGACUCCCUCAUCCUCUCCUUCCUGGCCUUCGUGUUGGGAAACCGGCAGCGCAACUUUUUGCAGAGAGAAGUGAAGGCCGACCAUAAAGAUUUUGCUGAUGUGUCAAGGGUCCAUCUUCGUCCUUCUCUGCGAAUGGAUGGAAUUGAAAUCCGGGAUGAGAGGGACCCAAUAUUUGUCAUCCAGCGGUUCCACUGAGACCCUUCCUUCCAGCUCCCAGCUCCUCCUUCCCCUCCUCUUUUCUUCUAAGUUGUUCAGGUUAAAACCAGAAAAAACAGGACUGAAUUGACACUGGCAAACUUUUUGAAGAAACGUUUUGUUACAACAAAGAAGUUACUGAUAAAUAUACAGAUGCUUGCAGUAUUCCUUAAAAUACAUAUUUCUAUUGAGUGGGUAAAAGCAAUUUCCAGAUUUAAAAAUGACACAAUAAUGUGCAUAUGUAAAAGCACACAGGUGUUCUUAUGUACAUAAGAACAAGGGAGAUUUCCUUUUUUACUACUAGAGUUUAGUUUUCUUUUUCAGGCUUUUGUUUGAUGCUUUUUUGUAUAUGAAAAGAUCUGAUCACAUCAGAGAAUGGACUUGAGGGUGCCCUGUGGUGUCUGGCAACAGAAUGUUGUUAGUGGGGGCCUUUAGGUCCUACGGGCUGAGGGAAGGGGCCUUGGGGGUCACCCUGCUGCCAUCAAGGAGUGUUAUUUCCAAUGUGUUUGGUUUUAAUGUUGUCGCAGAUCGGUGUAUCAGCCCCGCUGGCACCCCACCCACUCACCCAACAUUAAACAUCCAUGUAAGCUGUAAAAAUAGUAAAAACUUAAUUCAAUGUCAAAUCAAUGAUCACAAUCCGUUCUCUCAAAUCAUAUUUCAUUGAGAAAAGCUGAGAAUCUCCCUUUUUCUUUGCAUAAUUAUAAUACAGGAGUCUUUCCUAUAAUCUAAUUUGUGCUCAGUUCUGCCCUAGUGGAGUGAGUGUCCUUACAUUCUGUCCAUCCAUCACCUGAAGAGGCCCUGCAUGCUGCAUCUAUCUCAGGCACAAAGAUGAGGCUCAGAAUGGGACUCGUACUCUUGUUCAGUCUGCUGCACUAUCCAGGCCCACCAGCCGAACAAUUAAAGAAUUCGCAUCUAGAGGACAGACCCAGUACAUACUUUCAUCAAGAGUACAGACAUUGUGGACAGCUUGCUCCUGCUCCACACAGGACCUCUCUAUGGACAGACAUCCGCGCUUCAACUACAUGCAUCUUAAAUUUGCAUUGUCAUUAUGACUGGAAGGCAUAGCUGAAUGCCAAGGCGCAAAGAAGAAUGACCAUCAAGUUUUUCUUUUGUCAGUUCAGGCCCCUCUGAAAGAUACCUCUAACAAGAAGUCUUUUGUCACUUUAUCUUGUCAGUGUCACAAUUUUGUACAAACCAAAGACUUCAAGGGAAGGCAUGAGUCAAAAAGAAAAUGAAAUUAAUGACAUACUACUCUACUAUACUAUUCAUCUGUUGGAUGGAUGGAUAGAAGGCGCUCACUAUAUUUCACCCUCAUGGAGCUUGAGGUUUUAAUGCGCUCCUGUAGUGAGCUGGAGCACAUUUUAAGAAGAAAAGGAAACAUCGCUUCAGCUGCAAGGGAUAGACAACAGCCCUGGGAAAACAUCUUUGCUCGGCUUAAUGCGUAGACUACGUUUAGUUGUAGUCCUAUGUGAUCUGAAUAUGAAUAUUACAGAUAAAAAAUAUUAAUUAAUUAAAGCAUAAAUGGGUGGCACAGUAGCUUGGUGGUCAGCAGUGAUGCCGCCCAAGGUCCGGGUUCGAGUCCAUCUCGGACCUCUCUGGAUGGAGUUUGCUUGUUCUCCCUGUGUCUGCGUGGGUUUUCUCUGGGUACUCCAGUUUCCUCCUACCUCAAGACAUGCUCAUUAGGCUAAUUGGUAAGUUGAAUUGACCAUAGGUGUGAGUGCGAAUUGUUUUGUCUAUGUGUUGGCGAUAGACUGGCCACCUGUCCAGGGUGUGUCCCCCGUUUCGCCCGAUGUCAGCUGGGAUAGAUUCCAGCAACCCCUGCGAGAGGAGAAGCAGUAGAAGAUGAGAUGAGAUGAGAUGAGAUGAGAUGAGAUGAGAUAAACCUGAAAUUCAUUUAAUUUAGGUGCAAUCCUGCCAGCGUGUAAUGCACUUGGCAGUGGAUCAAGAUGUUCAGUCAGAACACUUGGGAUAAUGUCGUUCAUGUUAUACACGCUAAACGUGAAUCCUUCAUUGUGCAAUUGCGUCAUCAAUAUCAUCCUCGUAUAUUCUCAGUUACCAGUUCAGGAGCUAUAUAAACUCCAUCUCAUCAAAAAAUACAGAAGCUGGAUAAGGAAAUGAUGUACUUGAAACGCCAGAUCUUGAAUGCAGAUCUGAAAAAUGUGCAUGGCCACAGAUGAAUUGUGUAUUUUAUUGAAUGUAAAGUAAAUAACUUGCUUUUUAACUGUAGGAAAUAAAGAACACUGAAUGAAA
Mugil cephalus (flathead mullet) is the source of this 3119-nucleotide messenger RNA. RefSeq names its product LHFPL tetraspan subfamily member 4a (gene lhfpl4a). The record is from RefSeq and is a predicted model, not a curated record. The transcript has 5 exons. NCBI's taxonomy places the organism in Eukaryota, Metazoa, Chordata, Actinopteri, Mugiliformes, Mugilidae. Bases 120 to 869 code for a protein of 249 amino acids. Gene Ontology annotation, cellular component: plasma membrane; postsynaptic membrane; inhibitory synapse. Gene Ontology annotation, biological process: sensory perception of sound; gamma-aminobutyric acid receptor clustering. Gene Ontology annotation, molecular function: GABA receptor binding.